AUGGCAACAGCAAACACAUUGUUUGAUAAUGAAAACGAUGAAGAUACAGAUAAUUUACGUUAUUUUGAUAUUCCUUAUGCUGCAAAUGAUGACAAACAAUUUUUUUCUAUUAUUCUGAAUUCACCGUUGUUACUUAUAGAAGAAGCUAUUAAACCGUUAGUCCAUUUAAUUGAUGAUAUUGCAACAAAAGUCUAUAUUAUUAAACAACAAUUGACUGUCGAUGAUACUAAUGAUCUAACACUAGAUGAAUUAGGAGCUAUUCAUCUAUAUAUUUCGGAAGGGUCAUCACCUACAAAAUGCAUUUCUUAUCUUCUUAAUGAAACAAUUCGUCGUGGAUUUCCCGAAGAACUUCAACUAUGGUAUCCAUAUUUAAACUUACUAUUAAGAGCUCUUUGUAAAUUGCCAUCGAUAGGACAACAUUGUACAGUCUAUCGUGGUGUACGCUCAUGUGACUUAUCCAAUGAGUAUAAGGAUGACGGUAUAUAUACAUGGUGGACUUUCGGUUCAUGUUUACAAUCGCUUGAUCAAAUGAAAUUACCCACAUUUUUAGGUAAACAAGGCGUACGUACGUUGUUUAAACUUGAUUGUUAUAGUGGAAAACGACUUCCAUUUUCGGAAGAUGACGAAGUUAUAUUAAUGCCAGGAUUUCAUUUUCAAGUUGUUGGAAAAUUACGUUCACUAGACGAUCUAAACACAAUUUAUGUUCGAGAAGUACCACCAUCCUCAACUGAAAUCAUAUCACCUGUACCAAUUGCUACGACAGUAGAAGCAUCUGAAGAACUAUUAUCAUUAGCAGUUAAAACAAAACAACGACGAAAAGCAUCAAUGAAACCACGAAAAAGUUUCAAGAAUACUGCACAUCGAAUAAUACAAAUGUCACAAGUAUUACAGGUAUGUUCCGAUCAUAUCCUUGAAUUAUCUGGUAAGAAAUUGUCUAUAGACGAUUUAAUGCAUACUCUAAAUGAACGAUUAACACAAGAAAUAACAAUUCUUAAUUUGUCUAAAACAAAUUUAACAAACGAAAAAUUAAAAAUAGUUGCUGCAAUAUUACGAAAGAAUGUCACUCUUAUUGAACUUAAUUUAAGUUAUAAUCCAUUUGGUAAUACUGGUUGUUUGCUAAUCGCUCAAACAUUGCAUAAUAAUAAACAUUUGUUAACAUUGAAUUUGUACAAUACAAAAUUGUCUUGUGACGCUGGUCAAUAUCUAGCUGAAAUGUUGUCAAAAAAUCAUCACUUACGUUCUCUACAUUUAGGUGUUAAUUCACUUGGUAAUUUGGGAGUAAAAUAUUUGUUAUGUGGUGAUAUACAAUUGCAUCAUUUGAAUUUAUGUUGUAAUAAAAUUGAUCAAGACGGUUGUCUCUAUUUAGCUAACUUGUUAGAAAAAAAUCAAACACUUACACAGUUAGAUGUGGGCGGUAAUCCAAUUAGAGAUCAAGGAAUUAAGAUACUUUAUAACAGUUUAAUGAGUAACAAGACAUUAAUCGAUUUACAUAUGUGGCAUUGUCAAAUUAGUAAUGUCGAAACAAUAUGUGAUCUAUUGAAAUCACAUUCGACGUUGACACAAUUAGAUUUGGAAGGAAAUCAAAUAACAGAUGAACAUGCUAACGCUUUAUUAUUAGUGGCAAAAACUAACAAAACAUUAGAAAAGCUGAAUAUUUCUCAAAAUAAAAUUUCCGAUGAAUUUAGAAAAACAUUGCAACAACUGGCAACACUUCGUUUAUCUAUAGUUCUUUAG
Molecule: messenger RNA, 1734 nt
Organism: Rotaria sp. Silwood1
Lineage: Eukaryota; Metazoa; Rotifera; Eurotatoria; Philodinida; Philodinidae
Source: the annotation of a GenBank genome assembly